AUGGCGUCUAUAGAAAAGAAUCUCAAAGUUUUUUCCAGAGAUUGUUUCAACAGCUGUUGCGCAUUUCCUGUAGAUGAUAGUGGAGGUAACGAAGAUGGGAAGAGUAAAGAGGUUCUUGAAUGUUCUUCAAGAUCCUCUGUUUUUAAAACAGGGGAACCUCUGCUGAUUCCUUCUUCGAACCCUAAUCCAAAUUCUUAUCCACUAGAGAACAAGUCCAAUCUGUUUUGUAAUCCGGGUCAACCUGAGACCUCGUCCAGAAAUGGUGUCAUCAUAGGAGCUUCUUCUCUGGUUCAGAUUUGGGAAGCUAGGUCGCAGCAGUCAAGCUCGAGUCUAAGUCAAUCGCUAAUCGAUAGCAGGACUAGUUCUGGAUUAAGUCUGUCAGACAUUUCAAACUCGAGUUUCUUUUCGGAGUUUCUCAACGACGAGGCUAGAAAAAGCAAUGAGAGCAGCGGUGAAGAAAUAGACUGGUUUCCUCAAUCAGACAUGAAUAUUGUUUCACAUUCUUAUGAGAAUGAUAGAGAAGGAAGAUGGUUCCUUGAGUUGGCUGCUUGUACCCCAAGGGUCAGAGGACGACCAGCAAGCGAAGAAGUUUGUAAGAUGAUUUUGCGUGACCGAGAAAAUGAUCUCGAAUGGCUCAGUAAUCGCAACGCAGUUUCAAAGUUCUCACCUCGUGGAUGCGGGCGUCUACAGUAUAUGCUUAGAAUCCAAAGUUUGGAAAGGUGCAUUGCCAUUCAAGAAAGAUAUCAGUCAAAAUCAGCGAACUCCGGUGUAAUCCAAUCUUCGCGAGGAUCUAGUGUGAUGAAUCACAGAUUUAAAACAAAUACUCAGAAAGGAUCUUGGGGACAUUUGAAUAGCGCGGUAGAAGCGAAAAAUUUAUCUAGACCAUUAUCUUUUCGGGUGAAGAGGGUGUGUAAAAUGGCCAGCAGAACAGAAGAAGAGAAUGUUCUUCAAGAAACAAGGGAGAGCGGUAGCACAAGGGAGAAUCAGGACGCUUCUUAUACGCCGAAAAUCGCUAAGAAUCCCGUCUUGACUGAAGCUGCAAGAAAUAGGAAAGGUCUAAACAAACCUGAAACUGAGGGGAAAGUUACAGAAGAAGGAGAAAGGUUGAGAAACGCGAUUGUGGAGGAAACUGAAGAAACGAACAAGUCCUCUUCAUUGAGUACUGCAGAGAAGGUGAAUAUUUGGGAUUCUAAGGAGAGAGCUAAUAGGAGAAUGACUAUGGGGAAAGCUAAAGAUGAGGUAAUAGCUGCAAGAAGAGUAAUUGAUGUGAAGACUGUAGAGAGAAACAAAGAAAGGCGAAAGAACGAAGAAGUUAGUACUAUUGACAAAGGAAAAACCGUGGAGAGUGAGGAAUAUAGAAUUAACCCUCCAAAAGUUACAUCAGUGGUAUGUUUGGAUAGAAGUAAGGAAGAAGAAACUGCAAGUCACAUAUUUAGAGAGAGCGGUAAAGAGGAAAUUUUAUUACAAAACGACAAAGAAACAUCGAAAGCCGAGAAGCAAGAAGCAUUAGAAACAUUGUCUCUGAUUCUUGAACCACCAAUAUUUCCAAAUGAUUGGGAUGAAAGUGAAACGGAAUAUGAAGAAAAUGAAGAUUAUUUUGGAGAGAAUACAUUGUAUGAUGAUUGGAUCAGGGAUAUAUCGCGGCCACGAAGUUAUUGGGAAGCUCUGAGGAAACAACGGGAGGACGAGGUUAUGAACAAGAAUGCAGAGAAAGAUGAUUUGCAGAACAUGAUCAAUACAAGGACCGUUUCUACCUUCCUCGCAGGUGAUUUUCGGAAAAAGAUUGAUAACAUCAUGAUCUCAUAUGUACAAAAGAGGUUAGAAGUAGAAAUCAUUCUUGUAGAAGGAGAAGAAGAUGACGAGGAGAGUUUGGUUGAGUAUUCAGCAAGGUACCAUGAGAACCUAGAAGAAACUGAAACAGAGAAGGUAGAUCUUGAACCAAUUACUGAAACACUUAUGAUAUGUGGUCUCAGACAACAAAUCAAACAGCUUCAAAGAGAAAUGCUCGAAUCAAACAGCUUCAAAGAGAAAUGCUCGAACUACAAAGUUUAG
Capsella rubella is the source of this 2052-nucleotide messenger RNA. RefSeq lists its product as uncharacterized. The record is from RefSeq and is a predicted model, not a curated record. The transcript has 5 exons. NCBI's taxonomy places the organism in Eukaryota, Viridiplantae, Streptophyta, Magnoliopsida, Brassicales, Brassicaceae. The coding region runs from base 1 to 2052 and encodes 683 amino acids.